AUGAGGGAGGACAUGACCACCAGCUUCAUUGACAAGCAUACACCACCGCCCGAAACCCGACCAGAAACAUGCCUGUUCUGCCGGGAAGACCUGGCACCGGAUGCCUCGUACCGCCAGGUGUGCCGCACCCAUUAUCUUCACUCACCCUGUAUUAGUGACUGGAUGAGUCGGGGGCGCGGAUACCUGCCCUGUGUGCCGCCGCAAGCUGGCAUCCCGCCCGUGGCUUCGCAUGAAGCAGUCGGGCACUCAAACAGAAGUCCAAUCGCAGAAACUGCUUCUGGAUAG
Aspergillus caelatus is the source of this 285-nucleotide messenger RNA. RefSeq lists its product as uncharacterized. The transcript is spliced from 2 exons. NCBI's taxonomy places the organism in Eukaryota, Fungi, Ascomycota, Eurotiomycetes, Eurotiales, Aspergillaceae. The record is from RefSeq and is a predicted model, not a curated record. The coding region runs from base 1 to 285 and encodes 94 amino acids.